This is a messenger RNA of Pleuronectes platessa (European plaice), 2586 nucleotides long. RefSeq names its product nuclear factor 1 B-type. The transcript is spliced from 12 exons. The coding region runs from base 699 to 2384 and encodes 561 amino acids. The record is from RefSeq and is a predicted model, not a curated record. Lineage: Eukaryota; Metazoa; Chordata; Actinopteri; Pleuronectiformes; Pleuronectidae. Gene Ontology annotation, cellular component: nucleus. Gene Ontology annotation, biological process: regulation of transcription by RNA polymerase II. Gene Ontology annotation, molecular function: DNA-binding transcription factor activity, RNA polymerase II-specific; RNA polymerase II cis-regulatory region sequence-specific DNA binding.
UCUGAGGAGGAGGAGGAGUGGAGUGGUGGUGGUAAAUGAAUUGUCCGGAGGAGGAGAGGAAGGUGCUGUGUGGUUAGAUUAAAAGUUGUGCGUUUUGGAUGAGGAGCAGCAGGAGGAGGAGGAUGAGGCAAAGGAGGAGGAGGAGUGUGACUGUGUAAUUACGUGGCUGCAAGAAAAAAAAAAGAGUGAGAGAGGGGGAGAGAGAGAAAAAAAAAAGUUGGGUCUGAUUUGCUGGAAUCGCGCAGGAGCCGGAGGUGCAGCGAACGGUUUCACAUCAAGUUUUGAGGAACGCAGGGGUGAACAUCGCACACUCUUCUUCUCCAGCGCCGCCUCUGCUGAAGUGAUGCUUUUUAAGAACGAGGCACCGCUGCGCCGAUAAGACGAUCCGCGCGUACCGGAGCGAGGAGUGCGCACGGCCGCUCCGCUUGCACCGGCUCCACUGCCAGAGAGCUCCCCGUGCAUGUCCGAAAAUAUAUAACAAUCUCCUGCUUAAAAACGUUUUUUUCUCAGCGGAGACGACAAUCUUUGGAUCGCAAAAAAACAUUUCAUGGAUGUCAUUGGAUAAUCUUUUUUGUUUUACGCGGAUAGCUGCUGCUCCUCCACAGUCUCACACGGUGCACGUCGGUUCAGGAAUGGCGCGAUAAAGUGAUCAGAGGAAUCAGUCCUAGUACAUUCACUUUGUGUGUAGCCGUCUCGCCAUGUACUCUCCAAUUUGUCUCACUCAGGAUGAAUUUCAUCCCUUCAUCGAGGCACUUCUCCCUCACGUCCGUGCCAUCGCCUACACAUGGUUCAACCUCCAGGCCAGAAAGCGCAAGUACUUCAAGAAGCACGAGAAGCGGAUGUCCAAGGACGAGGAGCGUGCGGUGAAGGACGAGCUCCUGAGUGAGAAGGCCGAGGUAAAGCAGAAGUGGGCGUCCAGGCUGCUGGCCAAGCUGCGUAAGGACAUUCGGCAGGAGUACCGGGAGGACUUUGUCCUCAGUGUGACGGGCAAGAAGCACCCGUGUUGCGUGCUGUCCAACCCGGACCAGAAGGGCAAGAUCCGCCGGAUUGACUGUUUGCGGCAAGCCGACAAAGUUUGGCGUCUGGACCUGGUGAUGGUCAUCCUCUUCAAAGGCAUCCCUCUGGAAAGUACAGACGGCGAGCGCCUAGUCAAGUCUCUACAUUGCACCAACCCAGCACUUUGUGUCCAGCCACACCACAUAACAGUAUCGGUCAAGGAGCUGGACUUGUUUCUAGCAUACUAUGUCCAGGACCAAGACUCACAGCAGUCAGGAAGUCCAAGUAACAAUGAGCCAGGCAAGAAUCCUAUUCCAGUCUACUUGGAAGACAGCUUCAUCAAAUCAGGAGUCUUCAGUGUUUCAGAACUGGUGCGAGUGUCCAGAAUGCCCAUCACCCACGGUGCAGCGGUAAACUUCUCCAUGGCCGACAUGCCCAGCCAACCCUACUACCACGACCUGAACUCCAGCGUGGGGCUGCACCGCUCCCUGUCCUCCCCUCCCGGCAGCAAAAGGCCCAAAACCGUCAACAUGGAGGAGAACAUGGACACGAGCCCGACAGGACCUGACUUCUACUCGUCACCCAGCUCGCCUGCCAGCAGUCGGGCAAACUGGCACGACAGAGAUGGAGCAGACAUGUCCUCUCCCACCAUGAAGAAGCCGGAGAAGACGCUGUUCAGUCCGACCUCUCCGCAGGACUCCUCACCACGACUCAGCACUUUCCCUCAGCCUCAUCACCCAGGCCUAACAGGUGUAGGACACAGUGUUAUAUCGACGAGGAGCCCCCCUCCACACUCGCCCCUGCAGUUCCCGGCCUCGGCUAUCUUGCCCCCGGCGCCGUCACCCUACUUCUCGCACACCACCAUCCGCUACCCGCCCCACCUCAACCCUGGCGAUCCCCUCAAGAGCUACGUGCCGUCAUACGACCCGUCCAGCCCACAGAGCAGCCAGCCUAACAGCAGUGGUCAGGGAAAGGUUCCAGGCCACUUCACCCCAGUCCUGGCUCCCUCCCCACAUCACAGCGCCGUGCGAUCAUCCUCGCUCUCCAUGUCAGACACCAAGCCCAUCACCACAUCCACAGAAGGCUACUCAUCCCCCGGCCCCCCGACGGCUAAUCGUUUCGUAGGCCUGAGCUCCAGAGAGCCUACCUUCCUCCACCAGCAACAGCUGAGGAAGUGUGACUGGAGCGUGACUCAAAACGGCAGGCAUUAUGGCCCCAGUGCCACUGACGACACUUUGGGGAUUGCUUGGCAAAGUCCUGGUACCUGGGCGAGCUUAGUUCCAUUCCAAGUGUCGAACGGGACUCCGAUUCUGCCAACAAAUGUCCACCAGAACUACAGCAUAAACAUCAUUGGUGAGCCCCUGGUCCCCGCUGAGACAGGGAACUGAAACACACACACACACACACACACACAAACACGAGAGGCCAGACGACACCCCCGUGGGCGAACGGGCAGGUUGGGGGGUGUCGGUGGUGCAGAGCUCGCACUACAGGUGUCCGCAGCCCAUGGAUGAAACCAGCAAAGCAGCACGAGCUGCACAACCUCGAUCUCACCCCUUCUGUGCCCCCACAUCCCCCCCGACUCCCGUC